AGCUCCUCCACACGCAGCUAGUGCGGGAUAUCAUCUGCCCAAACAAUUUUCUUAAGCCGAGUAACCACAAAAUCUAAGUUCAGCCAUGGAUGAUGAAAUUGCCGCACUGGUUGUUGACAACGGAUCCGGUAUGUGCAAGGCUGGAUUCGCUGGAGAUGAUGCUCCCCGAGCUGUCUUCCCAUCCAUCGUUGGUCGCCCAAGACACCAGGGUGUGAUGGUUGGUAUGGGACAGAAAGACAGCUAUGUUGGUGAUGAGGCCCAGAGCAAAAGAGGUAUCCUGACCCUGAAGUACCCAAUUGAGCACGGUAUUGUCACCAACUGGGAUGACAUGGAGAAGAUCUGGCAUCACACUUUCUACAACGAGCUGCGUGUAGCCCCCGAGGAGCACCCUGUCCUGCUCACUGAGGCUCCCCUGAACCCCAAAGCCAACAGAGAAAAGAUGACACAGAUCAUGUUCGAGACCUUCAACACCCCGGCCAUGUACGUUGCCAUCCAGGCUGUGCUGUCCCUGUAUGCCUCUGGUCGUACCACUGGUAUUGUGAUGGACUCUGGUGAUGGUGUGACCCACACCGUGCCCAUCUACGAGGGUUACGCCCUGCCCCAUGCCAUCCUCCGUCUGGACUUGGCUGGCCGUGACUUGACUGACUACCUCAUGAAGAUCCUGACUGAGAGAGGCUACAGCUUCACCACCACAGCUGAGAGAGAAAUUGUCCGUGACAUCAAGGAGAAGCUCUGCUAUGUUGCCCUUGAUUUUGAGCAGGAGAUGGGCACUGCUGCUUCCUCCUCCUCUCUGGAGAAGAGCUAUGAGCUGCCUGACGGACAGGUCAUCACCAUUGGCAAUGAGAGGUUCAGGUGCCCUGAGGCUCUCUUCCAGCCAUCUUUCUUGGGUAUGGAAUCCUGUGGAAUCCAUGAGACAACCUUCAACUCCAUCAUGAAGUGUGAUGUGGAUAUCCGUAAGGAUUUGUAUGCCAACACUGUGCUGUCUGGUGGUACCACCAUGUACCCUGGCAUUGCAGACAGGAUGCAGAAGGAGAUUACUUCCCUGGCCCCUAGCACAAUGAAAAUUAAGAUCAUUGCACCACCUGAGCGUAAAUACUCUGUCUGGAUUGGAGGCUCCAUCCUGGCCUCCCUGUCCACCUUCCAGCAGAUGUGGAUCAGCAAGCAGGAGUAUGAUGAGUCCGGACCCUCCAUCGUCCACCGCAAAUGCUUCUAAACGGACUGUUACCACUUCACACCAACUUAAACUGCGCAAAGAAAACCCGAAACGACAACAUUGGCAUGGCUUUUGUUAUUUUUGGCGCUUGACUCAGGAUUUAAAAACUGGAACGGUGAAGGUGACGGCAAUUUUUUUUUUGUUAGUUUUUUUGGCAGAUAAACAUCCCUGAAGUUCAACACAUCUGAGGACUCAAAGUACUUUUUGGUUUCUUUUUAGUCAUUCCAAAUGUUUGUUAAAUACGUUGUUCUGAAACUUAUUUGCCUCUAUGAAGGCUGCCCAGAGAGUGGGAGCAUACUUAACAUUGUAGUAUUGCUUGUAUGUAAAUUAUGUAACGGAAAACAAUGUCUGGGUUUUUGUAUUUUUCAGCCUUAAUUUUGGUUUCGUUUUUCUCCUUUUGUGUUACAAAAUAGAAAUACAAAGCUUACCUUUUCACAAUGUAAAGGUUUUCAUUCCCCUUGGGCAAAUGUAUGAGCUGUAAGGAACAUGGUGGUGCCAGAUACCUUGUGGGGCCAACUUGUACACUGACUAAGUCAAAUUCAAUAAAAGUGCACAUGUGUAAGACAUCCUCAA
Messenger RNA from Trichomycterus rosablanca, 1786 nucleotides. It is a transcript of the gene actb2, whose product is annotated as actin, beta 2. Bases 86 to 1213 code for a protein of 375 amino acids. The record is from RefSeq and is a predicted model, not a curated record. NCBI's taxonomy places the organism in Eukaryota, Metazoa, Chordata, Actinopteri, Siluriformes, Trichomycteridae. The transcript is spliced from 6 exons.